This is a messenger RNA of Salvia hispanica, 1326 nucleotides long. RefSeq names its product 8-hydroxygeraniol oxidoreductase-like. Gene Ontology annotation, molecular function: zinc ion binding; alcohol dehydrogenase (NAD+) activity; S-(hydroxymethyl)glutathione dehydrogenase [NAD(P)+] activity. The record is from RefSeq and is a predicted model, not a curated record. Lineage: Eukaryota; Viridiplantae; Streptophyta; Magnoliopsida; Lamiales; Lamiaceae. Gene Ontology annotation, biological process: formaldehyde catabolic process. Gene Ontology annotation, cellular component: cytosol.
UUUGUUAAUAAAUAGUGAAUUGACUAAAAUUGUUGGCCUUCUCCCAAAUAGCAUUAGCAAGGUAAACCAACAAUGGCUGAUAACACCACUCCAAGAGCCAUAACUUGCAAAGCCGCUGUCGUGUGGAAUCCAUCGGAGCCGUUGAAGGUUGAAGAGGUUCAAGUGGACCCACCAAACUCAACUCAAGUUAGGGUCAAGAUGUUGUAUGCCAGCAUGUGCCACACAGACAUCACAUAUUGGAAUGGCCACAACUAUGCUCCUCUGUUCCCCAGGAUCCUUGGACACGAAGGGGCGGGUGUGAUUGAGAGUGUUGGGGGAGAAGUGAAGGACCUCAAGGUGGGAGACAAUGUGAUGCUACUCUAUGUUGGAGAGUGUGGGGAGUGCUCGAACUGCGCAUCGGAGAAGACGAAUUUAUGCUCCCGGUAUCCUCUAUUAGCAACCGAUGAUGGGACAUCAAGAAUUUAUUCUAAAGGGCAGAGGAUUUAUCGAAUGUUUGGCAGCUCGACCUGGGCUGAGUAUGCCGUUAUGGAGUCCAACUACGUGGUUAAGGUAGACCCGAGGAUGCCGCUGUCCCAUGCCUGUCUCCUUACCUGUGGUUUCACAACAGGUUAUGGUGGAGUGUGGAAAGGACUCAAAGUUGAAAAGGGUUCAAGUGUUGCUGUAUUAGGCCUUGGUGCAGUUGGACUUGGAGCUGUGAAGGCAUCACAAAUCAUAGGAGCCUCGAAGAUAUUUGGGAUCGAUGUCAAUGAUAUGAAACGCGACAAGGCAAUAGCGUUCGGGGUUACUGACUUUGUAAAUCCUAAGCAUUCUGGUAAACCUAUAUCACAACUGAUCCUAGAGGCCACUGAUGGGCUGGGCGUGGAUUACUGCUUUGAAUGCACCGGUGUUGCUUCCGUCAUAAACGAAGCCACUGCAAGCACAAAAAUGGGAGUCGGGGAGACAUUGUUGAUAGGCUUCCCACCGGAGAGGAAGGUGGAGCUUAACCUCGUUCCAAUGAUCUUCGGGAGGACCCUGAAGGGAACAAACUUUGGUGGUGUGAAAAUCCACUCCGAUCUUCCUAAAAUCGUUGAGAAAUGCAUCAACAAGGAGAUUAAUCUUGGUGAUCUCAUAACUCAUGAGGUUUCACUUGCUGAUAUUAACAAAGGAUUUAUGGAGUACAUGAAGCAGCCUAACUGUGUCAAGGUCAUUAUCAAGUUUUGAGGGAAAUUUAGUGGAAUUUUGGUUUGAAUGUUAAUUUAUGGAUGUGAAAUGUUGAAUAAAGCCAAAAACAGUGCUCAACAUUGUAAGCAAAACAUGUUAAUGAAGUUGAUGCUAUUUUGUUGGAAA